Messenger RNA from Xyrichtys novacula (pearly razorfish), 44350 nucleotides. The record is from the annotation of a GenBank genome assembly. NCBI's taxonomy places the organism in Eukaryota, Metazoa, Chordata, Actinopteri, Labriformes, Labridae.
GUUCAAUGUCCUCUCCCAGCUUCCGUAGACAUUCCUCCGCUGUCAGUGAGUGUGCGGUGACAGACAUCCGUCGGUAAGACACCUCUCCAGGUCCAAGUGUAAACUAUGGAAGAAAUAAAUAACAUUGAAGUCGUUCCGUGCACAGAGUCCGACUAUCUCAAACCGUUCCGGGUGCACUACAACCAGGUGAGUAAUCUUUGCAGGGUCGGCGGUGAUGGUCCAGGAUGCUGGAUGCUGUAGGCUAGCCCAACCCCCAUUCAUUUUGUAGCUAGCAUGUAAGCAUAACAUGAAGGCUAAACUGACCUUAAACACAGACAAUGAGGGGGAGAGUUGCGUUGUUUUAACCACAGCGGCAAGAACACUGUAUUCGUCUUUUACAUGCAGUGUGGUUCUAUAGUGUUGAUGCUAACAGACGGCUAAUAGCGAGCAUGCUAACGAUAGCAUGUGAGGAGAUUUUGGGUUGAGCAUCUCGUUAACAUUAGCACAUGCUUUAUAUUAGUACAACGAGGUGGAGUUAACAGGGCUUGGCAGUGUCAAGGUUAGAAAUACAUUUAUUUUUAGUCUUAUUAGGGGGUCAGGUGAGACUUGUUGAUCCCAAACGGACUCCUGUGUGAGUGCUGUGAUUGCGCUGAACUGUUCAGGUCAGAGGUCUGCAGAGUCCAGCUUUACACUGACCUUAUUAACCUUUUUUAAUGUGCUGCACUGCAAAGCACGUUAGGAUCAGAUGAGAAAUUGUGGAGGAAAACCUUAAGUCAAAUAGGUUUUGAACCAUAUGACAGUGAAAGUGUUGGUUCAAAUCAAUAUGAUGCACCAGUGCAACCCCCUUUUCCCAAGCUGCAGACGUGCAGACAUAUAAAUGUUAAAACAGGUUUACCUAUUUGUUUCAGGUAUUUUGUUGUUAAUGCAUCACUUCACAAUUACUUUAUUGGACUGAUUGGGAAGCUCCAUCUGCCAGUAUAAAACAUUUAUUGAUCAAUACCAAGGUAAAUAUCGAGGAUUAAAGAUUGUGAUCAAAUUUAGUCCUUUAGACAAUGCUUCCUUGCUUACAUUGUAAAAACAUCUUUCUACACCUUAUUUAAAAACUCUGCUAUUUACUUUUGUUGGCCUUAGAGCAUAAUUUAAAGGAAGGGGUAGCUGUGUAGAUGUGUAGCAUCUGAGUUUCUGAAUGUAAAGCCCAGCCUCUGUGCCAACAUCAGAGACUGUAUAUAGAACGGAUGGCGUCUGCUUCCUCACUGGGUGAAGCCAAUCCGAGAACAGCACACCCUGAUGACGGGCUGCAGUAUAGGUCAUAAAUCCCGCCUCCGCCAGCCAUCCUUAUGAAGCUGUGGACAAACUUUAGAAAUUUAUUACACAGAACGUACAUUUUUCUCCCCCCUGCUUGUGAUGUUGACAUGUAGUUAUUGUAAGACUGGUUUGUGCUAAAGUCCGUUUUUUUUCCGUACAGUUCCAUUUUCAAAAGUUAUUAGGGGUAGAGAUGCACCGAUCAAUCGGCCGCCGAUUUAAAAAGCCGGUUUUAUAUCCAACCGGCCCCAACCGGUGACCGGCCGGUCACUGUCGUAACUUGCCGGUUUUCCCCGAGCAAACUGACCCACAUGCGCGGUGCGUAUCAGCUCAGAGCAAAACUGCUAAAAAUUAGCAAGACUCAGGAGGAAAACAUGUCGGUGAUUUGACACUGUGUGCCUAAGCGACCCAAAACACGCUCAAAGUCAGCCGUGGAGGAUCAACGCGUAAGACAUUUGGAACAACAAACCUACUACGCCACUUGGAAAAGAAGCACCCAGGCUUGUUUAGCAAAUAUAAGGAAUACACUGCCGCUAAGGAGGGAUGCAGCAGAGUCGCAGCGACCACAACAACCCUCCGCUGUGGCUACUAUGUUCGACCUCAGCACUGAAAAGUCCAAAGCCACCACUAGGAAAAUAAUGGAGUUCGUGGCACUGGAGGACCAGCCGUUUAGCGUAGUACAGGAUAAAGGCUUCGUAAAUCUGGUGAAACACCUGAGUCCACGGUACAAAUUACCAAGUAGGGUAGUGUAUUCCUUAUAUUUGCUAAACAAGCCUGGGUGCUUCUUUUCCAAGUGGCGUAUUAAGUUUGUUGUUCCAAAUAUCUUAGGCGUUGAUUGGUACAAACUACCAAGUAGGCGGUACUUUUCUGACACAGCGCUGCCAGAGUCGUUUUAGAGAGGUACUGGAGAGGUAGUCAAUAAAUUACAUUGUACCAGGCAAAUGCUGGGACGUUUUUGAAUGUAAGUUAGUUAUUGACCUGUAAACUGGACUGAAUGUUAUGGUCAGUGUUGAAAAUAAAUCUGCUCAGGAGGCACUGUUGAAACUCUCACUCUAUUUCUUAUUUGUGAGAUUUUAUUCUUGAAAAGGGGGUUAUGAUAGCAUAUAGCCUUCCAUUAGUUGUGCUUUUAAUUGCAGUUAAGCAAAAUGUUGUCUGGGAGAGGGGUACUUAAAUUAAAAUUUGGAAUGGGUACUCAAGCCAAACAAAUAUGGUGUCUAUUAUAUGAUUAUAAUUAUUUCUUAGAUAGAAAAUCGGUAUCGGAAAAACCGGUUUCAGCAGGUCAGACCUCCUUUAAAACCGGAAAUCGGUAUUGGCCAAGAAUAUUGCAAUCGGUGCAUCUCUAAUUAGGGGGUUCACGUUUUCUAUGAUUGAUACUUGAUACAGCCCAUGAGUGUACAAAGAUUGCGUAGCUUACCCAGGGGAUACACUGUUUGAGCUGAGCAUCAUCACAGCAACUCUCAGCGACUGUCCCGCUGAAUGCGCACAAUGCUACUGCGCAAGUGGUGAAGUGCGUACAAUGCUACUGCGCAAUGUUGGUCUCAGGUAAUGGAGAAAAAACAUGGAAUUACCAAGAGAUUUUUGGCUUCAAAUCCAUAUACUGGCGGAAGGCGGAACCAAGUUGUCUAUAGUAUAUACAGUCUAUGGCCAACAUGCAGUCCUGCAAUGACAUGCGCGGUGUGCAAUGGCACGCUGGAACUGUGGAACACCAAUAUUAUUUGGAUGCAGUGUGCAUGUACAAAGGCCAAAUAAUGGUGGAAGUCUGUUUCAGCGCUGCUGCAGCAUUGCACUGUGUAAGACUGUACUGAUUGACUUGCACAGCAGGAGUUGGUGCAGCAUUGAAAGCAUACUGGGUUUACCCACAGGCAGGGUUCAUGCAGUUUAUCUGAGCAGGAAGACAACUCACAGACAACUUGAGCAAAAGCAUAUAACUUUUGCAGAUAUAGUGAGUUUGGAUUAAAAUGUACCCUCAGGAAUUAAGUUUAAUCCACUACCUUGAAAGCUUCUCUUGCUUCUCAGAAAUGCAUGUUCCAACUAUCCAUUGGACAAAAAUAAGUUGUUGAGAUGAGGGAGGAGAGUAGUUGAGGCAAUGAGGAAUUUUAGCCUGAAUUUGUAUCCUCAUGCUCAUUAUACUAUCAUAAAAAAUUCCUGGAAAUUCUCUUCAAGGCCGCUCGCAUAUCAACAUGGCAGAAUCUUUUACCUUGACUUUGUCUCAGAUGUAUUUUCCUAAAGAAAAUCAUGGUAAGCCCAUGUGUGAAUGCAGCAGGUUUAAACUGGGAAAUCCACUGCUAGAAUGUAGGCAAGGGUACUGUCAUGUACAUCAUGCUACUGAUGAAGGACCAGUGGGAUUGUUGUGCUUUUAAUGAAAGUGUUUCAUACUCUUUUCUGCACACUAGCAGGCCUUUUUAUUUUCUGAAUAGGCAAAAAACAGAAACCUUCAUCUGUUGUCUUGGAUAUGUUGUAAAUGCCUCAGUUUUACAUAAUUUCCUACCUCUUCAGACUUGGCGCUGUGAGGGCUGUAAAGGCAACUUUUGAUCAUUUUAACGGCAGGUUGUCCUGAAAUGUCCCCAGAAAUUUCUGGAGUGCAUAUGCGAACAGGGCUUCUGUUGAACUCCCCGGCUCACACCCACAUACAGCUUGCAGAAUGAAUCGAGUGUACUGGUUAUGUAUGUUAUUAUGGUAUUUUCUUUGCUGUUGUGGGAUAAUUGCUCAGUUUGCUUAUUUGGCUAGAGAUAUUUGUGUCUUUGAAGUGGUCUGGUUUAGAGAUAUGAAGUUGGUGUAGUAACUGACCAAAUUAAGUGUUGGAUGUGAUGCAACAGAUACUAUUUAGAUGCAGCGUCUUUGUCAGAGCCUGUUUAAAAUGUAGUGUUUCCGCAGUGAGUUAGUUUUUGAAGGGAGUGACUGAGAUGGUUUAGUUUCUUGUAUAAAUCAAGCACAUUCAGCAGACGCAUUAUUGUACAUACUCUGGCUCAUGGUUGCCAGCAUAUACUGUCACCCUCUUCCAUAAUGCUUAUGGCUGCAGGUAUAGUCUCUAUCCAUCCAUCUAUUUGUCUUUCCAUUUUUAGCUGCCUAUUCAGGUCAUCAUGGCAAACAGGACAGGCUGAGUAGAUCAUCUAUGACCGACAUCUUGUUAGCUGUUCAUUUCAUCUCAUGAGCUCAAAAGCUGUCAGAUUUCAGAAAAGCUGUCUCACUUUCUCCCUGUGAACACACACACGCAGACUGUAAUUCUUUGCUCCUAUAAAAUGAAAGUAAAGAUGAUGGUGAGCUUGAAGGAUGACUGAGUCAAUUUUACUACACUGGGUGUAUCUGUGUUUUGAUGGCUUGUCAUCAAUAAUAUCGGUGUUGUUUUCUUCCUGCUCAUAGCGAAGUGUGAUGACUGUGUGUCCUGAUGGUCUUCAGCAAAGUGAGAAACGCUUCCUCACCCAAACAUAGGCUGCAGUCCAGAAAUUUAUUUUUAGGUUUGAAAAUAUUUGUUCUGUUUGUUGUGUGAAGUCUGCAUAGUGACAGUAAAACAGAAGAGGUAUUAAGGUGUAUCCUAGUGUUCAAAUACAGAAGGUGCACGGACACCUGCAACUGCAGACCUGAAGGCAAUGCUGUGCAACCUGGUCUUACUAAUGAUAACAGUGUGCUGCUGACAAAUGCUCUUUUUAUAUAAAUUGAAUUUCACAAAAGCAAGGCAGACUGCAGUGAAGUCUCUUUUCUUGCUGCAGAGAAUUGAUCCAGCAAGAGGUGAAUACAAUGGAAUCCUUUAGAAGUGAAAUGCAAGCAACCAUGUGUAAUCCUCAAAAAAAGGUACCCCAGUGCCAACCAUGGAGACAUCAGGAGCAGCUUUUCUGACAUCAUCUGGGAAACCUUUAAGGGGUGCAGGGAUUUCAGGACAUCUGCAGACUUAAAUGUGAUGAUAAGUUCAUAUCAAAGUAGGACUGGAUGAUUAUAUGAUUGUGAUUAAUGUUUGUAAUAAAUUUCAGUUUGAUCACGGUGAUCAGCUGUGAGCAUAUUUACGCGAUCAAAGUUGCUGGACAAGUAAACAGGGGAAGUAAAUAGAAAGACCGGAUGUGGAGCUAAGCGUUGAGCUGAGGGCAGCAAAAUAGAUGUCAGCCAUGACUUUGAGUCAUCCUCGAAAGAUGCCAUUGUUGAGAAGAAAAGUUAUUCAGUGUCAGUCGUGUGGCGGUUGUUCAGGUAUCUUAAAAGUGACAUCGAGCAAUUAAGCCGAUGUGUAAGGUAUGUCGGCAGUUGGUGCAGUGGCAGGCUGUGCAGAUUGUGUCUGCACAGCCUGCCACUACUGAUGGCACAAGUAGCAUUAGCAGUAGGGAUGUUCCCAGUGGUUAAUUUCACUGACGUUUAAACGACUAUUUUGAAACCGAAUAUUCGAAUACACGAAAAUUAAUUAACUCCUAGAAAAUAGCUCAAAUUGAGCACAUGUCGAUCUAUAUGGCCAGAUAUCAUCUGAAAUAAAUAUUAAGAGUACAUGAAAGCCAUGCUUAUAAUAUUAAAAUAUGUUACCAGGGUUUUUCCUGGCUCAAAUUGAGGCAGAGGUGGCACCAUCCCGACCAUGCGCCACGGCGUGCAUGUAUUUGUAAAUUCAACCGAUUCACUUUCUUUUACAGGCAACAUACUUUAAGUUAAGAGUUCAAAAAGAGAGUGUGACCAUUAUUAUGUUAAAGCAUUCAUUUAUUAAAACUAUAUACAUACACAAAUCAGCUGGCAACUUUAAAUUGAAAGUACACUUCAUCCACACAUCUCACAACCAGACAGAACAUUUCAGCCUCCUCUUUUUCAUUCUGUAGAACCUCCUCAUGCACUCCUUGUAGUCCAAGGCCUCCUGGUCUGGUCCAUCAACGGCCACCUUACAACAGACAUCCAAGUGCCUCUCCUUCAGUCUGUUCAGCAGAGGUGUCUUCACCUUAAACAAAACAAUUCAUCAUGCAUUAAGUAUUUUUGUUUUUAUUCUGAUACAGACAUGAAGAGUGAUAGUGUUUUCAAUCAUAUAUUAUAUAUAUGUAUACGCUGCAGUGUCCUCCCUAAAAAAACGACAACCAAUUAUUUCUUAAACUAUCUAAACUAUGUUAUUUAUUUUUUGUAACUUUAUUAGUUGAGUUUUUUUAGGUACUACCAUCUUUAAUAUAUUUCUCUUUCUCUUCUGCUGCUUUGUGAACGGCUGUCACCUCAUGUCUUUUUAAUGUGUCCAGCCUGUAGUUGGUUGAUGGCUGUCUCACUAAGGAGGCAGCAAUUGCCUGCUGUGUUGGGCACAGUGCUUUUGGCAUAAAUAGCAGUGCAUGCCUUCCUCAGUAUGCCUGAGCCAGGUAAAUUGAUUGAGCCACUGCUCGUCAAAGCCACUGGCUCUGUGUUUUUGAGAAAAUCUGGAAAGAGGAAUAAAAACCACGUACACGUCGGCUUUGCGUUGUUAUGCUCCUAAUUGGAAACUAAUUAAUUAAUUACCCUCGCCUCGCCAACUCGUCCUGUCCUGCAUUCUGACCCUCGCGAUCACCAGUCCCUUGUGAAGUACUUUCAGACCUGACACAAAUAUCCACGUUGUCACCAACAUGAAUUAUAGCAUUUUAACUGCCUGUUACGUUUUUUCUCUGCUGUGUUUCACCUGGAAUCUUGACUUUCCUCCUCGCGAGGUCGCUUUUUAAAGUACUGGCUGAAUUUGCCUGUCAUAUCUAAAACGCUAAAAACGGAGUAAACUUUUUUUUUUUAAAUAAACACGACAUGCUUGGAUGCAAAAAAGAGAAGCAGUAUUUACCUGUUUGUACCAUCCGCCAGGGAAAAUCAGGACGCCGACAGCACCAACUAGCGGGAAAAAAACUUGAACAUGAUUCGAUCCGUUUCUUCUUCGGUAGAUGCUUCAGGUCUUUCCGGUGCACUGCUGUUGAUAUAGCGCCUCUAUAGUGGCGCAACGCUGCAACUGCAGUUAAAAUACGUUGCUGCUGCAUCGGGACAUCAAUCGCUCAAUCAACACAGCUGGAGCUUUACGCUGUGUUGAGCGAAAUCAAUUGCUCUGGCUGGGGGCGGCACAAAAUUAGGUGGAGGCGGCCGCCACGCAAUUUUGAACGCAGGAAAAACCCUGGUUACAGAAUCUUAUUUUAGCACUGGAGAAUGACAUAAAGAUUGUGAAAGGUCAAAGCAGUUAAGCUCCUUUCCGCUGCGCUCAAACCAAGCAGCUCGCUGCGUCAUUGGCCUGCCUCACAUCAUAAGCACAAAAUGAAAUCUUCAGAGUCAGGCGACAUCACGUUCAACGUUUAUUUUCUAAACUAGACUUAGCGCUGCGAGCCCAGAGCAGCGAGCCAGGCAGAAAGAGUCGCACGCAAAUGAUCCACACAUUUUAGCUUGUUUAAUGCACACUUUUUAAGCUUUUUUUUUCUUUUUUCUUUUUUUUCCCCUUUCCUUUUAUUAAACCGGUAGUAAGGGCAGCCACGUUUACACAAAUAUCCGAAUAACUGCGCACAUCCCUAAUAAGCAGUUUAGCCACAACUAGCGGUGCAGCCAUCAGACAAAAACAGCAAUCAAUCGUCUCACCUACAUUUACAUCAUCUAUUGUUUACAGUUUAAGGCGUCUUCAUCAUUGUUAAUUUUGGCCAUUUGUUUAUUUUGGGUCUUGCAUACCUGCAAAAUCACUCAGGACUGUAAACUAGUUCACUGUAUUAUUUAGUAUUUAUCUACUUUUGUUGUACUAUUGAGUUAAAAUGGUUUUUAUAUUUUUCGAAGUAUAUCUUAUUCAAUUUGCUUUGUUAUUUACUUUGUCUGUUAAUAAAAUUUUGAACUAAUCUCUAGUUUCUUAGUACAGUUUUUAGUACAGAUGCUUUAAAACUGGCAGUUUAAAAAAAAUCGUAAUGAUAAUUAAUAUCAGACAAUAUGACAAAAUAUAUUGUGAUAAUUUUUUUUGCAAAAUUGCCCAGUCCUAUAUCCAAGUAUUAGAAGCAUAUUGGCUGGUCUGUUUGGACCACCUGGUUUAGAUUCAGGUUAGGGUUUUGGCAUCUUAGUGAAAAAUUCUUUGCUAUAGACUCUGGGAAAAGACCUAUGAUUAUAGAUAGUGUAUUAAGGUGUACGAUCUAGAUUAGAUAGUUUAGUCUGGAAAAAAGAAAUUCCACCCCAAAACUUCUUUUUUUUUUUCUAAAUUUGCCGCAGUCUGUGUAGUUCUCUAUUUCUGGAUCUCACUGUGCCAGACUUGUUUAAACAGCAAAUGACACUUCUGCCUCCUUUGUUUUCCUUUUUUAUUAAAUUUCAGAUAUGCUAGUUUUAAUUUAACAGUAAUAUAAACCAUUUAUGUAAUUUAUUUUUGUGUAGCAAAUAUUUAAAAAUCAGAUUCUUAAAAGAAAUCAUAUCUACUAUUAUACAUUGUGAUAAACAUCACUGUUGAUAAAUGUCUGAUUGUGAUCAGAUUUCCCUCCAUGACUUUAAACGUCAACAAAGUAGUCUGAACUAGUCUGAGCUACUUCCAUAUUUUGAAGGAGCUCUUUUGUACUUUUUCUUUUGAUUAGAUUGUAAAACUCAAGUCUUGAGGCCAGCUCAGGGAAGAGUUUCUCUUCUCUAAUUUGGCUUCACACCUGUGACUAAAAUGAGGAGGGGGCGGAGGGUUAAGCUUGUCAAGAGAACCACGGAACAGCUAAGACAGCAGAUGGACAACAAAGGGGAUGACAGUGGACUCCCUCGGUCCAUCCUGUUUCCCUCUUUCAUCCUCACUGUCUCUCCCGUGCAGCUCCAUCAGGAGGGGUCUUCGGGGACCCCCCCCUCCCCUCCACCCAUAAAGGCCUUUCAGUCACACUUGGGGAGCAUCUCUCCCCCUAAACCUUUUAUGUUCACCAGUACAUCUGCAGCUUAGCCAGUGGUCACUGGCCCUUUUGCACACACAGACACACACACUCUGAAAGUAGAUAAUGUCAUGUGUGAGAGGCUCUCUUCAUCAGUGGUGUUUGCGGGUGUUUUGUCUCUUCUCCCUCGCUGCUCUUCAUAAAGCAGGUGAUUGUCCCUCGUUGACUCUUGGAAACCCCUCUCAUCUCUGCUGCAGUGUACUUGUGUUGAAUCAUGAGUCCCUGCUUAGAGCAGGAUAAUUACCCUCCAUUUAUUCAUUAUGAUGAUUCUGAAUUAUUCAUCUGGAAUUAUUUAUCUAGUGUAGCUCACAGCCCUGGUGGCCUGAGCACUCUUUUUUAUAUGACACCCAUUAUAAUGUAAAAACAUAUUUUCUCACAGUAACUUUUGGGCCUUAGUUUGAAUAACAGCGGUAAGAUGACACUAAUAUUUUUGAAGAUUGCUGCUUCUGUUAAGUCAGACAAAACAAACAGGGGACAUACAGUAAAGGGGAAUAUUGUAAGCUUUUUGACCCAUCAUAGGGUUAUUUAAUGCAUAAAGAAGUUCUGGUAAGGGCCUGUGUAUACUUGUGGCUUUUUUCUUGGGUGGUAGUUCACAAAACCCCAAUUUCAGAGUGGUACAUUUUGUUGCUUAGCUCUGUAAAGUACUAUUUCCACCAAGAUAUUUUGUUCACUUUAGUUUAGCAUAGUUUAUUAAGCCCUAAAGGGUUGAGCUAGAUUCACAGCAUUGCCUUAAUUGAUAGACAGGAUUGGGUGGGAGCCCGAUCAUAUCUCACCUCACCUGAUGAUGGUCUCAUAGGAAAACAAUCUUGUGUAGGCAUCAGCUGAACAGUGAGAGGCACAGAGAAAGAUGCAAAUGUAGAGGGAAACCACACGGAAGGGCACAUGUUCUGUGACCUAAUAAACAUUUUUCCAAAUAACUGCCAUAGACACAACUUCAAAAUAAGAGUACUGUGGCUUUUGCUUUGAAAUCCUAUACUUUUAGACCUUAUUUUUCACACUUGGGACACAGACACGGCCGAUACAGAGGCAGUGCAGCCCUGAACUUACCAUUGUGUUUUGGCUGAGAUCCAUGCAUGCAUAUCUUCAAGGAAAGACAAGCACGCCUUCUAGUCUUUAGAUUUUAGUAACAUUAGACAGUCUUGAGACGUAGUCCUUGUUUUAACAGUUUGAAUGGUCUGAUCUUAGGUUCACUCUAAAGUUUUUACAGUGAUUUUAGGUAUUAAAAAUGACAGCAGAUUAAUGUUGGGCGGUAUGACCAAAAUCUUAUAUCACGGUAUGAGUUAACUCCAUAUCAUGGUAACGUAUAGAUCACAGUAUGUUUUUCCCCCUGUAAAUUCAAUUAAUGGCUUAAAAAUACCCAUACUGUCACAUUUGUUCAUUUUCCUUCUGUUUUUAAACUUAGAUUUGUAUACAAAUGCAAACAAUUUUUUAUCAUAUAGCGUACCUUUGGUGAAAAACUGUGCCAAGCUCUUUUAUAUGAGAGGAGUGGCUGCAACUUUUUGGUUUUUGGUGCAGCAGGUGCGCCACGCAUCUUUUGACUCUCAUAAUAGAGCUUGGCGUGUUUCAUCUUUAGGUAAUGGAAGAGGUUGCUGGUGUUUCCCCCUCCAGCAAUGACAGUCACAUGACACUCUUAGCAUAGUAUUGUUUUUUGACCAUUGUUGGAUUUUCUAAAUCCGAAGAAUCUCCAGACAACCAAUGUCGCAACCCAUGCCCUUUUUCUGAACAAGUUCCUCCUCCUCUUCCUCAUGUUGGGUGGGUUGGGCUGCCUCCGUUUGCUUGGUACUGCCACUAAUCUCCGUGUCCGCCAUGACCACCACCAGUAAAGCUGUUUCUCCUAUGCCAAGCAGUGCCAAGCAGUCUGCUGGACACACUGGUGAUUAUAGGGACCGCACCCAGACCUGACCAAUCAAAUAGAGCAAACAAACUCUGCACGACAUGCUGGUAAAAAUACAGAAAUGCACCCAAACGGAUGCACUCUGGCUUUCCUGUUUGCAAGCGCAGACAACUACACACUGACUCAGGGAGAUGCAGCAGACAGCUGCUCUCUCUCUCAGGUAUGGCAAAAUUUCUACCGGUAGGCACUUUUAUACCUUCACACGGUAAAUACGUCAUACCGCCCAACACUACAGCAGAUCUAUUCUGGUGGUCUGGUUUACCUCUUAAGGUCAUUAGGAAGCAUCAGAAUAGGACUAGGCGAUUAUAUGAUCGUGAUCGAUGAUCGUGAUAAAUUUCAGUUUGAUCACGGUGAUCAGCUGUGAGCAUAUUUACUCGGUCAAACAUGGCGGAAAUGUGCGUCACAACAGCCAAUCAGAGUCGAGCUUUUCCUGCUCACUACUGUAAGUCGCCUGAGAAGUAAACAGGACAAAUAAACAGAAUGACCGAACAUGGAGGUAAACGCAGAGCUGAGGGCAGCAAAAUAGAUGUCGGCCGUGACUUUGAGUCCUCCUCCGAAGAUGUUAUUGUUGAGAAGUUAUUCAACGUCUCUCCAAAGUGACGUUGAGCAAUUAAGCCAGCAACAUAACAAAUCUGUUUUUCAUUUGAAGAAGUUCUUCCCGAGUGAGUAUGUGGAAAGCAUGAAAAUGCGAGCGGAGUCUGUACAGCCUGUCACUGCUGUCGGUACAAAGAGCAUUAGCAGUUUAGCUACAACUAGCGGUGCAGCCACCAGACCAAAGCAGCGAUUAAUCAUAUAUGGAUAUGAUUAAUACCUGCCAACACUCCCGUUUUUCCAGAGACUCUCCCGUAUUACAGACCUAUCUCCCACCCACCCCCCGUAUUGUCAUUUCUCCCGGGAAUUUCUUGUAGCAUGGUCCGCGUUCAUUCACGAAUCGGAUCACUAUAUUUGUCUAAAGUUUCCAGGUUUCCAGACAACCGGAGAUAGUCCUGUGUUUCUGCUGAGCCUCACAGUCACUGGUUUGAUACUUUUACUUUACAGUUUUGGAUGAUUCAGUUUGGUUUCAGCUGUAAACUAUAUUUAAACAGUGUUUGUUGCAAAAUGAACACUUUAAUGAAAGGAAAACAAAGGCGAGAUAUGCGAGAGUGAUGUGUUCAGGGCAGCCUCAGAUAAAAGAGUGCUAUGUUUCACGCACAGAUGUUCAAAGAGCCUUAUAUGGGAGAGAGCAUGUAAAACAUAUGAGGACUUUAACACUAGUAUUAGUGGACCAAAUAAGUUCAAGGCAUAUCGUACCUUUUUUUUUUUAAAUCACAAUUUGUUAUUAGUGAAACAAAUAGUGAGUAGCUUCACUUAUACUUAUUUGGGUGAGCAAUCUAAUUACAAAUACUCUCAUAAUAAGCUCAUAUCCACCAUAUGAGGUCACCCUAAAACUGCCCAGCGUGCGCUGCAAACAACUCCUGGAUUUUAUAACCCAAAUGUUGGCAGGUAUGCGUAUCAUCUAUGUUUACAUCACCUAAUGUUUACAUUUUAAAGCACCUUCAUUAUCUCUGAGGGGGCAAUUUGCUUAUUUUGGGUCUUGCAUACCUGUAAAAACACUCAGGACUGUAAACUAAUUCUCUGUAUUACUAAGUAUUUAUCUACAUUUGUUGUACUGUUGAGUUAAAAUGUUUUUUUAUAUUUUUCGAAGUGUAUCUUAUUCAAUUUGCUUUGUUUUUUACUUUGUGUGUUAAUAAAAUGUUUUUUUUAGUUUUUAGUACAGAUGCUUUAAAACUGUCCGUUUAAAAAAAAAAAAUCGUGAUAAUAAUUGAGAUCGGAUGAUACGACAAAAUAUAAUAUGAUCUUUUUUUUUUUGCCAAAUUGCCCAGGCCUACAUCAGAAUCAGUAUCAGUGUAUUUUUCUACAGGUGAAAAACUCCUUAUAGUGCCUUGAAGUGUUGGUGUCCUUUUAUUUUUUAAAUUAAUUUUAUUGCUUUACUAUUUUGAACCGCUCUGGAGAAUCUGAAAAAGAAGUUACCAGAAACAGGCCACCGUCUGUUAAAGCUGACUGGGUGAUACCCUACUGUCAGUAUGCACUGAGGAGGGUCUAACAGUGAACUGAUUGGAUUCGAGGCCCACAUGCUUUCUGUGUACUCUGCUGGAGGGUGCAGUCACAUGGUUAUAUUCUUGAAGAGAGUGUCCUUGACACAGAGUUUGGCACUCUUAGCUUGGAGCCACUUAUCAGGUUGUUUUAAUGCUGCGGAUUAGUCGUCUCAUCAUUACCGCUCCAUGGCUUCAUGCAGGUGUAGAUCCUUUUAUCAUUGUCAUUUUUUAAGUGUGCACAUCAUUAGUUAACUCAUUAUUUAGAUAGGAAGACUGAAAAGAAAGCUGAAAAAAAAGCAGAGCACAUGUCGAGAUUCAAGUAGUGCUUUUGUAGGUGAGGGUGGUAGAUGAUUUUUUUUCUUUCUGGUGCAGCUGUCAGCUUUAAUGUGUACUGGGCACAGUAGGUGUGUAUCUGUGUGUGUGUGUGUGAUUGGAUUUUAAGCAUCUACAAGAUCAAGACCAUACAUCCCUCCCUACAAUGGCCAUUCACACAUUCACAGGAGUCUGUCACUUCUGAUGCCUAAAGCCAGAGGGACCACAUUAAUUUCAAGGUCCUGUGUUGCCUGUUCCUACUCUUCUCUCUCUCUCUCUCUCUCUCUCUCUCUCUCUCUCCCUCUUUUCUGUCCCUCCAUGUCCCUCACCCUCUUUCGCUUUGGGCUAAUCUUUCUGUCAUAAUCCACAUCGGCCAUGAUUCUGCAUCUCCCCUGGGCCAUUCAAGCUGUCCCCGCCCCCCUUCUCUCAGCAAGUGGCCCGAGUAAUGAGGGGAACCCCACCAUCUGUGAGUGGUGACAGGAUACCGGAGAGAGAAUAUGUGUGUAUGUGUGUGUAUGUGUGUGUGUGUGUAUGUGUGUUUAUGUUUGUGUGGAUGAUGACACAUUCAUACUUAGUAGCUUUACCUCAUACAGUUUGGUGGUACUGGAAAAAGGCCAGUCCUUUUUUGGUGAUCACAAUAGACCAUGACUGAUGCUAGUUGUAUUGUUGAUGCUAUUUUUUCGGAACGAUAUUGUAGGUUUCUUUGUUUCCAGCUUCCUGUUGGGGAAAAACUGUCAUGACAAGCUUCCUUUUCCUGGAGUCAGCGUGAUGACUUAAAGUAUUUAUUUUUUUUUUUAUGAAGUUUCACCACCUGCAAGCUGUUAAAAGAUAUUCGUGAAAACUUCACUUAAAACAUAAAACAUAAAGGAUAGUACAAUUUCCUGUUGGUUCAGUUGGUCUAAAACAGAUUGAUAAAUUGUGCCAGCUCAUGGCAUUUUGACACAAUCAGCAUUAUAUUAGCAUUGGCCCUCAAAACCAGCAUCUUUCCAAGUGCCCAUUAGCAUAAUUUCAAAUCCAAAACAUUAAUUGUCUAGUGGUUCUAAAUUAUAUCAUAUUGUUAUAUUUAGCAUUGACAGCAAUAUCUUCCUUAUCUAGCACUCUAUAUUAUAACCAUAGACUGUAUGGACAACUUUGUUCCGCCUACCGCCUGUUUACAGAUUUGAUGCCAAAUAGCUCUCGAUAUUUCCGGGAUUUUUCUUCAUUUCCUGAAACCAGCACUGCGCAGUAGUGAUUAGGGUUGGGUGUCGAGAAACGAGUAUUGAUGGGGACCGGGACUAACAUUUCGAUUCUUCAGGUAUCGUUCAAAUAUUAAAAUUUCGAUUCCAAGUUUUGAUGCCGGAGUCCGCUGAUCGGAAGAAAUAGCGAAUAGCGAACGAAGAAGAAGCCGCUUAACAUCAACGAGGACGUAGCGUAUGAGACGAAGCCACACAGAAAGUGAAGAGAGACAGAGAGAGAAAGUACAUUGCAACCCACAGCAAUGCAGCCGCUGUGGGUUACAAUGCACUGUCUCUCUCCUCUCUCUCUGUGUGGCUUCGUCUCAUACGCUCCGUCCUCGUUAGUGUUCGGCAGCUUCUUCGUUGGUCAAAAGUUUGGCUAACUUUAGCAGGAAGAAUGAACUCUUAUCUCAAUGCGACAUUAGCAAUACAGGUAUAUCAUGCAAAGGAGGGUAAACGACCAACAUGAUUAAACACCUCAGGAUUCAUGGAGGAGAACCCAAAGUCAAGAAGGGUAUUGUCUAUGCAAAAAUGCAUUGAACAAGUAGCACCAGCUUUGUCCCAAUACACCCUAUGACCUCGAGCGAAGUGUCUUCCGUAGAGUUUCAGAUGCCGUGGACUAGUGCUGGGCGAUAGGACGAUAGAUAUCGUGGGCACGAUAGAAAAUGUCUAUCGUGCCAUUUUUAUUUUUAUCGUUUCGGGCGAUAGGCUGUAUUUUAUCCAUAGGGCUUGUGCCAUCAGAUGAUUCAUAGUAACAACAACAAUAAUUGCACAUUCAGUAAGUGUAUUUGGUGUCGAACGGGAAAGAAAACAAUAUUUUCUUACAAAGAAAAGGAUGCGUUGACAUGUAGGCUUGCAUUUCUCUUUCGAUUUUGCGACAUGACGCCGCUUUACGUGCCCUCUUCGUGUCCAGCGUCUCCCGCCGCUGCGGGUUACCUGGGUUACACACGUGAGGGGAUCAGUGUAAGCAGUGCUUAAUUUGUGCCGGAGCAAGUCGGAGCGCGAUCCGGGACCUCUUUUGAUCGGAUCCGGGACCUAUUUCAGCCGCUCCGGCACCUGUUUCAUCUGCUCCGGGACCUUCCCUGUAGAUGAUGACAUUUUUCGGGAAUUCCCGUGGGUCACGUGAUUCCCGCGGGAAUGCCACGGGAUGGGAGUCAUUUUCUAAUUAAUCCCUUGAUCGGGACGGGACGGGAAAAAAAGCAACGGGAGUGGGCAGGAGCGGGAAGAACAUUAAAAGAUGAUCAUUUUCAGCCGUGUUUAACAACCAGAUGAACAGGUGCGUCCAUUUUUGUAGUCAUCUCUCAGUGAGAGCCAACACUCUUGACUGCGCUAGCAACACAAAAGAACUACAACAGUGGUUUGACUUCCUGUCAGCUGGGAGCGCGGCUGCGCAUUUCUACCCUUCAAGCCAGCAGCGAGGAAACGUAAUUUUGUGACAUUCUGUAGUUUUUCAAUCAUUUCUGGAGUCGUGGCGAAUCAAAUCACCUUACCUGUCUGCCCCUGAUAGGCGAAUAAAGCGCUCGGAUACAUGCUCGGGUCUUGCUACGUGCUUCAAGAGUAAAGUAAACAAUGAUGGAGGCAGAGAGCAGCUUUGGAGGAGAAACAUCUAGCAGUGUGAACAACCUCUUCAAAAGAGCCCGAAAGACCUACCUUUUUAAUAAAGCCUUUGGUUAGUUUUCCUCUAUGCUUUAUGCUUUUACUACCUAGCUUCUUACAUUGCAACUCUAAAUAUAUAUUUUUUUUAAUUCUUUUUUUAUGCCAAUCUGUGACUGUCAUUCUAUUGCUUUUUUUUAUUGUUGCUGCUCUUUUUUUACUGUGUACUGUAGCACUUUCAGAUUUUUUGUAAAUGUAAAGUGCAUUACAAAUUAAAUUUAUUAUUCUUAUUCUUAUUCUUAUUAUUAUGGAGUGCUUUGGCUCACACUAUCGGCGUUUUCUGUGAGUGUUGCAUAACUUUGGGUGAGCACAGACAUAUUUAUUUAUUCAUUUUUCUAGUUUUAAGUAGGGUUGGGAAUCGAGAAUCGAGAAUCGAUGGGAAUCGGGACUAAAACUUCGAUUCUUCCGGUAUCGUUCAAAUAUUAAAAUUUCGAUUCCAAGUUUCGAUGCCAGAGUCCGCCGACCGGAAGAAAUAGCCGCCGAAAAUCAACGAAGAAGAAGCCGCUUAACACCAAUGAGGACGGAGCGUAUGAGACAAAGCCACACAGAGAGAGGAGAGAGACAGAGAGAGAAAGUACAUUGUAACCCACAGCAAUGCAGCCGCUGCGGGUUACAAUGUAAUCUCUCUCUCUCCUCUCUCUGUGUGGCUUCGUCUCAUACGCUCCGUCCUCGUUGGUGUUCGGCAGCUUCUUCUUCGUUGGUCAAAAGUUUGGCUAACUUUAGCAGGAAGAAUGAGCGCUUAUCUCAAUGCAACAUUAGCAAUACAGUUAUGUCAUGCAAAGGAGGGUAAACGACCAACGUGAUUAAACGCCUCAGGAUUCAUGGAGGAGAAAUACCCGAGUGCUCGUCUUUGACGCGCUUCGCCGGUGUUGUGCCAGAGAAUGCACCCCUGCUGUUGAAUGCACCCCUGACGGGAGCGCGGUUGAAAGUACACAACAAGGCGAAACAAUCCAAGUUUUUCUUACCGUUGGACGGAAUCUAAAGCGUGUGCCUUUAAUGAUUUCAUUCAGGCUAUUCAGAUAUGCCGAAAACAAUAGCCCUCUGAUUCGGAAUAUUUACUGUCCUGAAAAUAUUAUGUUCUCUACAUUAACAGCUUACUCUACAGUUUAUAUACCCAAGUACACCUUUAUGUGUGCAUUUUUGAGACACAUACAAACAAAACGAAAGUUUACUGCUCCAUUUGACACGUUUUCAUGAUCUAAUACCCGUGUUUUAUUAAAUAUGAGAUCAUAUUUCUUCCACUAAGAAGCUAAUCAGUGUAGGGGAGGCAUUCUACGGCAGGGGUGCAUUCUACAGCACAACACCUGUCAGGAUCAGAUAAGUGAAACAAUAAAUUACUUCUGUCCUCUGCUAACUUUGAAACGGUAAAGAAAUUGAACUGUGUACGGUGAGUAAACUUAAAUAUCCAUCUAACGUUAGCCCUUGUGCUUUUUCAUAGACAAUCGACCUGAAAACAAAAAUUGAUAUUUAUAUACUGGUUGAAAAUAGCUCUGUGAGAAAUCCAUAGUAAAGUUCUUAAAAAGUUAAUAGGAUUUAAAAAUUCAUGGAGAAGUUCAGAAAUUUCAUCCAAAAAGAAGAGCCCCGGUUAGCACCCUCAUUCAAACCAUGCUUUUUUUUCUUUUUUCUUUUUUCUUUUUGAUAUCCUGCCUUUUAAAAGAAUCGAAUUAGAGAAUCGAUAGGAAUCGGAAUCGAAAUGAGGAAUCGAAAUUGGAAUCGGAAUUGUUCAAAAUCAAACGAUACCCAACCCUAGUUUUAAGUGCUGGUCUUGUACUGGUACUGUACUAGUGCAGCUGUAUACACUUAAAUUUUUCAUAGAACUGAAAGCAUACCAUAGCUAUAUCGUGAUAUAUAUCGUUAUCGUGAUAUAAAAUGAUCCAUAUCAUGAUAUACAUUUUUUUCCAUAUCGCCCAGCACUACCGUGGACAUGGAUGCAUCUGCGAUGCUGGCUGAAGGGUUUGACUGACCCACGGCUGCAUCACGUUCUUGUUUCUCAAACGCCUUUUGCAAAUAAAUCACUGGUAGCAUGUCAUGUGAAACCUAGUGUCGUCAGGAACAUUGUCAAAGUCGAUAUCAACGCAAUGUUUACAAGUUUCUGCAAGGUCUUUUGUCUCACCCUGUAGAGAAAGCCACUUUCUAAUACUAGUUCUAUAAGUUUCCCAACGUGUCCUUGUAAAGUCGAGAACAUCUUCACUCUGGACAGAUGAUGGAUGCAUAUAGCAUUGUUUCGUUCCUUUAUUAUGCACUUUUGAAGGCUGAUUUCUUUUUUUCCUUUUCUUCCUCUGUGCUUGUCUCGCUGCUAGAUGCGCUCGUUGCCAUGUUUAUGUAUUUCUGAUACUAUGGCAACGAGACUCGGCUCCUAUUGGUCCACGUGACAAAAAUCGCUUCACCCCUCUGCAUAUUCGAUUGCGCGUGUGCAAGUAUCAGUGCAACGCAGAAAGGAAAUAGUUCGACACUGAAACACUGAUUACUAAAAAUCGACAGGAUGGCAUGAGUUGAUAUUUUUUUUCAGUACUUACUAUCAAUAGAGUUAUUUUAUGAAUCACAUUUUAUUUAAAUAUGAGAUCAUUGUCUUCCACUUUAAGAAGCUAAUGAGUGGAGGGGAGGCAUUCUAUGGCAGGGGUGCAUUCUACAGCACAACACCGGUCUUCCGCUAACCAGUCAGGAUCAGAUAAGUGAAACAAUAAAUUACUUCUGUUCUCUGCUAACUUUGAAGCGGUAAACAAAUUGUACUGUGUACGGUGAGUAAACUUAAAUAUCCAACUAACGUUAGCCCUACUUUUUCAUAGACAAACGACCUGACAACACCUGAGUCCGUAUCCUAGCGAUUGUUUCAUGGAGAACAUCACACGGAACGUCAGCCGUUGCCUUACAAGAGUGAAGCCAGAUAGAUCCACACUAGCCUGGCUGGGCCAUCCUGUUGCGUGAAUCACUUGCCGUUCCUUCCCACAACAGUCUGGACUUCAGCCCAUUGGGAGCGUGUAUUCCCGAUCAGAAAAUAACCGGGCCAAUCAGAGACCGUGUUUCCACUGUUACCCGGACAACAGGGAAAGGCAGCCCCUGAUUGGUCCAUGUGUAGAUGGUAACGUCUAACACAUGCUGCGGGACUUUUCAAAGCGCCGUUCAUUCAGAACGCCGUUAAUUCUGCAGUUGACUUUGCAAAGUCGGCAGAAAUCAUUGAUAUCCGCAGAAGACAUUGGAUCUUGGAUCUGCAGCUAUAGGUGUUUUCCUACAGCUGCAUCAGUCUGUACCAGUUUGCACCCUUACCCUUCAGAUAACAGUCAGGCUGCCAAUCAGUGUUCAACAUCAUCAUUGUUACUAGGGAACAAUAUGAAAAUGCAACAUCCCGAUUAUUGUAAACAAAAUUGUCAUGGUUAUCAAUAUUAUCACGGUAUUGUUGAUAUAAGUUCAAAAUGUUUAAAAAGUACUGAUACACGCCCUGGAAUCAUUUAACAGAGUUUUAUUUUGAAAAAUCAAUCAAAGUAACACGCAGAAUGAACUUUUCCUUAACCUUAUUUACUAGAGGAACUAUAAACUUAAAAAAAUUCAUGAUUAAUUAAUCAUGUAAUUGGAAACUGAAUUCAAAACAUUGCUCAAAAGACAACAACAAUAUGUUUUAAAACGCCAAGAGUGCCAUUAUAUGGGGCCUUCAAACUUUCUUAUGAAUAUAAAUGCUUUUUAUUUCAGCUUGUGGCCAACUUAAAAUGAGUAAUUAAUGAUCAAACUUAAUGAUGGGGUCAGCCUAUCCAAGCUUGUUUUAAUGCUGCCUUGAUACAGUAAGAAGUGAACAAUUAUUGCUGAAAUCAAUGUCAAUGUCAAUGUCACGUUUAUUUAUAUAGCACAUUUAUAGGACAGGCCAGACAAAGUGCUUUACAGGAGAAAAACAUAAAAUAAUAAAAGCUACAAGUAUGGCAACAUUAAAAGGGAAACAUACACUAACAACAAUAAAAGAAAAGCGUACGCGAGUAAAAGCAAGUGACAACUCAACCAAAAGCUAGGGUAAACAGGCAGGUUUUAAGGUGCUUUUUGAAGGAGGUGAGGCUGGUUGCAGAACGCAGACUGAGACAGGGCAUUCCACAGUGUGGGAGCAGCAACUGCGAAUGCCCGAUCCCCUCAGCUUGAACCUGCAAAAUUUCACAAAAACACAUGUGAAUUGAAAAACAUCAAUGCAUUUAUGUCCUUGCGUUGGAUAGAUAAAUGAGGGCACUACAAAUGCUACAGAGUGUGAUGAGGUCCAAAUUAGUCGUUUACAGUAAAGAAUCAGGAUGCUACCAGAGUUUCAUCUCUGCUCUCAUGUGUAACGCAGCAACACCGAAACAAAACCACCACAAACUUCAGCCCCAUGCUCUCAUUUCACACCACAACAUGAUAGUAAAUGAUGCAUGAACAGCAUUAUGCUAGCUUGGCUUCACAUUGAGGCCCUGUGGCCCUGACUUGUUAGGUCAUGUGCCCGCCGUUUGACUGUUGAUAAGCUGAGAUGAUUUAAGAGAAUCUGUAUAAGCUGGAUGUGUAUUUUUAGAUGCAAUGUAAAUGUUUCUCUAUACAGUUUGAUUUAGACAUUUCAUGAAUGGAUAAAGGACAGUUUAUAGGCUUGUUAUAGUCUGUCAUUAUCUCUGUUAGGAAAAUGAUACAUUUCAUUAACCCUGUUGUGUGAAUUGCAGUUUAGCCUGUAAGAAGCUGUUUAAAGAGCUAAACACCCCAAAGUGUGAAUUAGUAGAGCACAAGUAAAAUCUGCACUUUUAAUAUUUAAUUUAGUCUUCUAAAAAGAUAGCUGACUCCCCACAGCAACUGAAGUUUACAUCUACUGUAACAGGUACUUGUGAUUAUUGUUACAUCUGUUGUAGAUGUUCAAUAGCUCUAUUAAAUCAGAUAUGCCAAAAUGGGAGAAAAUUAAAAUGCUAGCUUUCAUGUCAGAUGCCAGAUAAACAUCCACACCAAACCACAUUCUUGCUGUUGAGGUCACCUCACUCUCACCUGUCAUCAUCCUGGUCUUUGACUUUAACUGUCAACAAGGUUUAGGAUUUAGCGCGAUGGACUUCUGAUAAUCAAGAAAGAAACAAACAGUAGCAGCUCAGCUCACAGCCCCCUAAAUCCCUUUGUAAGAGCAUCCAAGGACAAAGAUUUAACUAUACAUAUAUAUAUAUAUGUAUUAUAGAAAAUUUUGAGAAGAGAGAGAGGGUGUAGACAUUCAUGUCAUUUGGUGAGCUUUAAGUAUUUUUCUGGAAUAGUGGCAACCUCUACAGUUACGUUUAGCUGCUAGUAAGAACCUUGUGAACCUUGAACAUGGAAAGCAGCUCAUCUUGUCCAGUGUCUGCUAAAUAGUGUCAGAAAAACACAGAAUGAUGAAGUUACAUGUGAAAGCGGUGUGCGUGUGAGCUCAUUUCCUUCAGAUAGAAAUCUUAAGUUUGCGUUUUACAGCUUUAAGUACCUCUCUGGCGCAGUAGCACAGUCCAACUCAAGUCCUGUUGCCACAAUAAUAGUUUUAUUAUGUCUGAUUGUAUCAGAGUAAUUAGCUCGCCAUUUAACCUCCACCCAUAUCUUGGGUGGUGCUGAAACUAUAGCAACAUGCUUGCACACGAGAAGGCACAUCUAUUUUAGCUGCAAUAAGCCUGUUCUAGUAAAGCUGUCAUCCCUGCAUCUGAGAGAGCUUGUGGGUGGAGAGGAGGUGUAGCCUAAAUCUGAAUCAAGGCCAUGUUUCCUCAGGCAUAGCAUAUGUAGGCCAACUUUACCAUAUUUAUACAGCAUGUAAUGGGAAGAGAAGUACAAGAUAAGUUUGUGGUUCAGCUGUUUUCACACAUCUUAGCUGCUUGGUAGUUUGUAGCUAAUGGUGCUCGAGCAGGAAUGAAUUGUCAGCCACCACCACACUAACUUUUUAAUGUGCUGUUGAAGGUGCAAACUCACAGCAGGUUGAUUCAGGUGGGGACAGAUCAUCAUAUAAACAGCCUUAAUGACCUCUUCAAGUUCUACUUUGAUAGAAAUUUGACGUUUUUAUUUCUUAAGAUAUUUGUGAGUGGGAGGACCCAUAGAAUGACAUUGGGCAAGACUUGCUAUCCUCUUGCAGCGAAUACUAUUGGUUUGUGUUGUGUCCUGUCUUGCCGUGUCAUGCCUGUGGUAUUGUGUUGUGUUGUGCAGAAUAACAUUAAAAAAAAACAAAAAACUUUUUGCAUUAAUUGCAUAUAAAUCUUCUGACUUUUUUACAGUCAGACUCUCACAAUGCUGGCACAAAUCUGGCUUUAACAUUACCAGCAGAGCUACUCAGCCUCACCUUGAACAAGUUGCUUAAAAAUUUCCUUUGAGUACCAUGUAAUUUUCAACUUGCAAAACUGGCAACUUUCGUAGCCUCACUAUGACCUAAUUGACACGCUAGUUUUUAAACUGCACCUUUUACACCAGUGAGGUAAAGUGAAGCGAAGCAUCAAGUCAUAUGAUUUUGCUUGUCCGUAGUAGCAUUUGGCAUCCUGACCUUUCAAGAACUCUCCUCGCUUCACCUGCUCUGAAUGAAGCAACCAUAAACCAGACUUUCAGGUUGGUUUCCUUGUUGCGCUUUUACCCUUACUUGCAAAGUGCUGAGCAAACAAUCAGAAAAUGUGUGUGUGUUUUUGUGUUUGUAUGUGUGUCACUGCCUGCAUAUUUAAAAUUUCUAUGCGCCAAAAACAGUCCUGGACAGCACUUACGCGCUGACCCCAAUUUCACACACACACCAGGUGCUGAAUGCUCUGCUGGAAAUUUACCGAAGGAGUGUUUAGCUGCACAUCCUGUUUAUGUGAUGUGAUGACGAUUAUGAUGUGACCACAGGGCAUAGAAACUCUUAGUUACCACAACUUCAGUUACUCAAAUUCAAACAGCUACAGGACAUGUUUGAUGGUUUAGUCAUCAGGAAUCUCUCCAAGCAACUUAAUCCACCUUUCUGAAGCUCAUUUUUGUCUUUCUUCUAAUUACACAGUCUGUACAUUCUUUGAAAUCAUCACUGUGUCAGACUUUCACAAUCACUUUAUAAAGCCUGUGUGAGCGAUCUGUUAAAGCUCCUGUGAGGAGUUUUUGAUUGUCCUGAAAACAGACUGAAAUUAACUGUAAAGAGUCACAGAGAUGUACAAAAGCAAAUGAAACCAUAAUGGUCAGAUGGACAGUCUCUGUGUUGUGAUCCUGCUGUAAGAGGGUAGGUUCACAGAAACAACAUGAGCUACUCUCACCACAGCAAAUAUUCAUAAACUGUAAAAAGUAAACAACAGAUUUUUUUUGUCAACAAGUGCCACUUAAACAAGGUCAACACAUAACAUAAUAAAAAAAAUUGUGCAAAUUUGAUUGUUCCAACUGGCAGAACAGCUGUUAUAUAAACCUAUAAUCAUGAUGUAUGUUUUUCUCUCAGAGAGGUGAUGUAACACAAAUAGUAAAACUGUAACACAAAUAGAAAGCCAGUGUGAUUAUUAGGAGGUACUUUUUAUCACUUUAAUUUUGUUGUGUUUGAGCAACAUUUGAUGUUGGGGUUAAUCUGCAAUAAUCUGCAAUUCAUUUUGACAUAUUACAUAUUAUAAAUAUUUGACAUAUUACAUAUUAUCAGCUAUACCACAAGUAUUUAAGCUUUAUUACAUCUGCUGCCCUGGAGCGGGAGACAGUGAACCUUUUUAAAACAACGUGUACACUGGAAAAACAGCUACACAACGAUACACAACCUCAGUUCAGUUUCUUUUACAGUAUUAAACUAUUGAAAAUUAAAAUACUUAGCUGUAAAGACAAGUACACAACAAUGCAGAACUACUGUAUAGCAAGUACCCCCCACAAUGACACUGACAACAGGGUAUGUAAAGACUGAAAAGCUGAGUGCACUCAGCCAAAACAGCCGCACACCAACAGCAGGUUCUUCAACAGUAACAACAUGGUCAUUGUACUGAUAUAGCAUAAUAAAACACAGCAAAUAAAACUUCAGGAAUAUAAUUAAACUGAUGUCAGCUGCGAUUUUAUCUUAGUUUUAAAUCCAGUGGAUCAGCAGCACUCUCUGGUUUCUAAUGAGUUCCAAGAAUUGCUGAACUCAGAGGACCUGUAAUUACACAGUCACCUCUGUUGGCUUUCCUUGUUGUUCCAACACGAUUUCCAUGUAUUGACAGAGGCUCAGCAAAACCCACAAAAUUUCAAAUUUCAGGAGGUUAUAUCUCUGAGAAGUAGUGGUGAAAAUAUCUUUAAGUGCAUGAGCAGCUUUACCGCAUUAAUGGGCAGCUGAUUUUAAGUUGAAGGAACUUUUGGUUUGUGCCAGUUUUGGCACCCCCUGUCUUCGAAGCAGUCUUUGCUUGUCUUUUCUUUUACAUGCUUAACUAGUGUCUUCAGUAAAAAAUUAAUUGCAAAUACCUGUGUGGAAAUUGUUACCAGCCUGUUUCUUCAGCUAGCUACCUUACACUGGUUUGAGGCAUUUAACAUAAAAAAGUAUUUGUCAAUCUUGUUGGUGGUGUUUUUUUUAUGUCAUAAUUAGCCUUAAUAUAAAUUUCAGUCUAUUCCAUCAAUGUUUUAAGAAAAACCUCCUUACAGUAGCUUUAAAAUUGACUUGUUAUUUUGACAGCCCUUGUUCAGCACAUAUUAAUUGCCUAAGUCUUGUAUUAUCAUGUUUUCUGCUGGGCUUCAGUUCAAAGAGUUCGUGUCCUUAUCAUGUUUUUUAAGCUACAUUUGUUUUGCUCAACACCUGUAGAUGUUUUCAGUGGGUGGAGUUGCCAAAGCAGACAUCUGUUGUAGAGCAGCUAAUUGCAUCUACUGUAAUCAUCUAAAUAAUUCAAAUGUGACCUGUCAAGUUACAUAAUAUAAAAGGAAUGAGGAGUUGUGGUAUCACGAAAGCUCACUGUCAGCAAACUUAAUGUUUAGUUCUACUCAGUCAUCAAAUUUGAGGUUGAAAUUCAGCUGCUCUUAAUGCGUUUACUCAUUUGCUUGUUUUUUCCUUCACAGAAUGGCACAAAGAAAUCCUGGGACUUCAUGCGAACCCAUGACAGGUAAAACACAACACUCCUAGGUCUCUGCUACUGGGUGGAAAUUGUGCCUCAUACACAAACACUGACACACAGAUGGCAUAGACACAACCAGAAAAACGUUUGAGCUUGAACUGUUCGAACUUUUGCUUUAGGCUUUUUUGUACGCACAGUUACACAAAGCCAGAGAUGUCCUUGCACAUAUCCAACUUCGCUAUUAUCUCUGCUUUGUUAUACUUUAACACUUUAUUCAGAAGUUUCUUCUCUAAAAGACGACAAAUACUGGAAGGUCAAACCACAACAGAGCUUGUUUUCUGAGAACUGGCUCUCUGUUUUUCUACUUGGCAGCAGCUGUAAAUGUGCGAGCUUCACAGGGGGCACUGUAAGAGAAAUAUCACACAUUGGUGUAAAAACCCAUGGUUCUCUCUCCCUGAUUUGCCCUGAGGUAAGUCUUGGGUCAUUUAAGCACCUCUUUCCUUCUCUAGUGACCCCAAAAAGUCUGUCCCUGUGAAAAAUAGUCCCACUGAGACAAAAGCGGUAAACCUACAACCUGGACUUUUAAGAGGAAGAAGCCCAUGAGAACAUCCAACUCUUCCCCAGGGGGUAGUUUUACUCCCUCACUACUGUGUUUUCAAUGGAGCCAGGAUUGUUUUGGGUUUUUGGUUAAGCGUGCAUCACAUUUUCUUCCCAACAGGGCAAUUCUUGCCACAUUCAUUCUUGCAAAAAGAAAAAAAAAGGCAAAGACAGAUUUGAUGGUAUCUUUUCUUCUUUCUGGAAUGUUAGGAGAUCCGUUUGAGCUUCUUCCUCAUAUGUCUUGAAAAAGAAUCCCUUGUCAAAUGGAUUCUUGUCCUUUUUCUAUAUGCCACGAACAUUCAUGUUAACAUUGACUUGUUUUACUCUUUGGUGUUCGAAAAUGUCAAUUAAAUGUAGGCACAUUCUCCAGCAUUUGCUUGACAUGAUCAUUUUUUACCUGGUUAAUUGUAAAUCAUCCAGAAAAUCUGGGUUCCAGGUUGGGGUCCAGGUCUUGUAGCACGGUCUGUUCAGAGUAUUUUUGAUAUUUAAAGCAGACCUUCUCUUGAAUUUAACACUAAGAUGCUGCUUCAAAAGGCAGUAUCCACCAUGAACUUGCUUCACUUCAGUCCUUGAGGAGCUGCAGUACUUCGGUUGACAGGUAACAAGCUGAGAUGUAUUCACUCUUGGGUUUCUUCUUUGAUCUUUCCACUGUGUUCUUCCAACACUUUCUUAUUGUAGCCUCAGCCUUUGGUUCUACUCACUCUGAACUUUAGGCUCAGGUCUGAAGCUCAGUUUUUACAUUUUUGGAAACUGAGCAUAAAGUCUGAAAUUUAGAUUGUAGGUACAAAAGAUGCGGUCUGUUUUUUGGAGAAUUUUAUUGAGUUCAGUAAUGUGCAGUUUUUAUGCAGGUAUGUAGUGCUUCCUUUUACGUUCUGCUAUUGCCACCCUGCCGAAUUCCCAUACAGUUGUUGAGCAGUGUAUCAUAUCGUGUUGUAUAUCCUAUCGUAUUGUAUGGUAUUGUAUCGUAUCGUAUCUAACCUUGGAAGAGUAUUUAUUUAUUUUUAAUCUCACCAGCUCUCUACAUAGUUUAUUUCCUCAAUAGUUACCUCUAUUGUCUUCAACUGCACGAUUAGAGCUACUUUUAAAAAACGAAUGUCACCGCCAGACUUUCCCACCCUGCUAUAUAUCUAGCAUGCUUUCCAAAUUGAAAAGCUUGAUACUGUUAUGUUGGUCACACUGGUUUAGAGGAUGGUGCUUUAGAUGGCAAACAAAAGUUAUAAAAGUGCAUCAUUCUCCUGGUAAUCAGUGCGUAGCCAAGUAUAUUUGUCAUUAUGCAUACGAUAUAGGGUGUCAUUUUGCACAGUGCAUACUCAUAAGGUAGAGCAGAGAUUGGUCAGACCUGCAACGUCAACCAGCUUUUGGCACUGGUUGUACUCCCAGUGUCUCCCUGGCUAAUCAAUCCCACCACAUCUAACCUUUGUACUGAAGAACUUUUAACUCGCUUAUUUAGAGAACUGGUUUCCUCCCCAGAGAAACUCAAAAUGGAUAAUCAAUCGGUUUGGUCAUGUGUUGUGGUCAGGGAACCCCUGACCUUCAGCCACAUUAGUGUGACCCGCAGGUCAAAGCCUGAAGAUGGCCAUGGACCAAGAUCAGUUACAACAAGCAACAUUAGCUGCGUUUCCAUUACAUUUUUUCGCAAAAUAAAAGCGAUGUUUAUCAAAUUUCGACAAAGUACAAUUGCGAUUUGCGGGUGUUUCUAUUGAAUGGUGUUCAGUGCAUAAGUGAGCCGUCUGCCUCUUGCGAGCCGUGUUUGAAUAGCUGUUGCCUUGCAACGAGGUAAACUUCCUCCCCGUGCAACCUCGCCUUUUUGCACACCAGCAUGGAGGAGACACAAAACAUUUUGCGUUUUGGAGCAGCUAUUUCUGUGACCAUUACUGCUGUUGCCGCUGCUGUCAUCAGAAGACGAAGGUAGCGGGUGAUAAUUCAAAGGCAAAGCCCGUAUGUAUGGGAGUGGACACGGAUGAGGGAUUUCUGGGAGAGGAUCGUUAAUGAGGAAUUCACAGACGAAUUGUGGAUUCAAAACUUAAGAAAAAUACAAAUACAAUUCAAAACUUCAGAUAUAACUCCGUCUCCUACCCUGUCCACACAUACCACGCCAUCUUUGCUUGAGAUGAACUGGUCACAUGACCUGCGACGUCACGUCCGGUGACAGAGAAUUGCGAGAAUAGUUUUUCCAUUACACUUUUGCGAUAUACUUCUAUAUCGACACGUCUGAAAAACCACCUCAUGAGAGCGUAAAAACUUUUUUGCGAUAUUUGAGGGUUUUUUCGAAAUUUAGGUGUUUCCAUUACCAGUUUUCUAUUGCGAUAUUUAGGUUUUGCGCAAAUCUAUGGGUAAUGGAAACGCAGCUAGUGAAGCCUCUAUGAUGGACACUUAGGACCUAAUGCCAAUCAGAAAAUCACCUCAACAGCAGAUCCUCCAGGAUCCCCAUUGAAAAGAUAUGUAAACCGGAUUGGCUUGAAGACUUAAAACAGGCAACUGGACUGUGUAGAGUUGAGAAGACGUUUCGCCUCUUAUCCAAGAAGCUUCUUCAGUUCUAAAAUUGCUAGUGUGGGGAGCAGAUAUUUAUCUUGCUGGAGACAGGGGAACCGGAUUGGGUUGCUCCCAUUGUUUUUUUUUUUUUGUUUUGUUUUUUUUGUGUUUUUUUGGACACCUGUGUGUUUAUGACAGUGUUUACAGUCUGGUACUCCCCUGUUACUAGAAGUGACUUUGAGACUGAAGGAAACAGAAACACAGGGUCAUUCAGGUCAUUUCUGGAAUAAGACCUUAUGAAAUGUGAGGAAAAUGAGCUCUGGUAACUUUAGAAAUGGCCUCAGUUCUUGUAACAGUUGAUGGAUAACAGAGGAUGUAACAGUCCUCUCUCGUAAUGAUAUUAUAUUAAUAUAAUUUGGCCCAUUCCUGCUCCUCAUAUGUCUACUAUAACCCACUUUCCCGCUAUCCAGCUUGAACCCCCUGUUGAGAAGGCCUAAUGGUGCAUGAGAAAUCCUGAGUGUCCGUUUAACCUGCUUCUCCGUUUAACCAUCAGAGCGUUUCUUUUUCUGAAGGAAGCUGUAGAACAGCAGUAAUGGUGUGGAACAGUACUACAUGACCCAGACCUGCCUCUGGGGACCGCUUCCAUGCCUCAGGCCUGUGUGUCCCACUUCUGGACCAAAAUGCACCACAUUAUCUUAUUCAGACUUUAACUUGAAAGUGAUGAUAUCCUCCCUCCAGCUGCUUUAAGCCUCUACAUAUAUAUAAUCAGCAGCUACACCAAAACCCCUGCAAAGUGUAAACCUGCUGAGGUGUUCAAGCAGAGAAGGUCAUCGGUUCAGUGAUUCAGAUGCAGAACUUAAGUGGCUCUCCAUUAGUUUAAUGUUUCAACAGUGCAAUACGGCACUAUAGGAUUUGAUAUCCGUUUGUUGCUCUGAUAUAACUGCUCAUGUUCGAGCAGUUCUUUUCUUACAUAUAGGACUCAGUGGCACCUGUAGUCCAUCUAUCACAGGAGGGUGAAACACUUCUUCCAGACUGAGUGCAUCCUCCACUUCUCCUUUUGUCUUAGCAUGAAGGCCUGGAGUGGCUUUUUCUAACUCUCUUGGCUGACAGUAGCUGUCAUUAUCUUGCAUUCUUCUUCUAUUAUGCUGCUGUCAACUCCCUGUCAUGCUACCCUCAUUCACAUCACAUACGACCACGAAGUAAUGAAAUAAUAGCGCCCUAUUGGUGUUUGUGCCACCCAUGUUUUUAUGUGGAAAUUUAUGAACUAACCUUAAAAAUAAAUCUCAGCAGUCUGUGUUUAGGUGAGUAAUCCUGGACAUCAGGUUGAUCAGAUGCUAGAAGUGCUCCUGGAUAGUGUUUGCUACUUCCAAGGUCAUCAGCCUGUUCUUAAGUGGUUGGCAAACUUUGAAGUUCCACCCCUAGUUAGUCACAGCACACUGCUCAUCUGCCACAAACACAAGUUUUAAAACUUGAUCAGUACUUCUAUAAUCUGAGAGAGGGAAUUCAAUUUCAACUUUGAAGCUGUCACUCUAUUGAUAUCUGGUUUAAGCGUGUAUACUAGUCGGAUUACUUGUCCUCUUCCAGACGCUUCUGUUUAGGGCUUUGGGUUCACGAUCACCCUAGCCUUCGAACAUCUCAGCUGACGUCUGAACAAAUGGCUGAAAAUAGCCCCUGGACUUUCACUUAUACCAUCUGUAGAGCAAACGGAUAUUAAUGCAGUAUCAGCUCAGGCCCUGCAGUCAGAAACGUUGUAAUACCAAUGUCCCGGUUCCCUUUCACCAUGGGAAAGACAGGGCAGGGCUUCCUGCCGCCUCAGACACAUCCGCUUUCCCAACGCUAACUCCGGGUCUCAAGACUCCAAUGGCAGAGACAGUCACACCUAAAUACACACUGUAGUGAGCCACCUCCACAACCCACUGGGUGCUGCAGGUCCUGCAAAUGAUGACUACUGUACCUCCAUCCACAUAGGUGUAAUCCGGUCUUAAACUUCUGCAGGGGUUAAAGGUUUAAUCUAAAGUUUUGUUCCUUGAGUUUCAAGUUUGAUUGAGACCAAAUGUUUGUCUUCUAAUUCAGCAUUGCAUCACCUUCACUUUAAAAUCAAAUAGACAAGUAAGAUAGCCUCAGGUUGAAGGACAACACCCUCAUAUUUGAUAUCCUUGGUGCACAGCAGACCUGUCAAGCAGCUGUUUUCAUGGUGCAGUAGCCAGGAUGUGCCAGUUCUGAAAGCAAAUAUUUCUGCUCUUCUGCAGCGUUGCUAGGAAAUAGGAUAGUGUUGAUCUUGAUACAGGAUGCUGAGUGAGUGUUUGCAUGAAACAACUAGCAGGAGUGUUUUGACAUUCAUCUUAGACCGCUAGAUUUUGUUUUGAUUAAUAUUUUAUCAUGUCAGUCAAAGUUACGGUUCUUUUACAGCCUAUUUGAACUGGAAGUAGUGCAAAGACAAGAUAAACAUAAAAAAAAUUGAUUGCUCUAGUAAAAAUAUGUGUUCAUUUUAGAAAACACUGAACACAUCUCUGACAUAUUUUGGUUACUUGGUAACAGGUUAGAAACAUCACUGGGUCUACAAAAGGACUUUCCAGAGAGGUGGAGUCAAAAAUGAGAAGAGGUUCACCACCCUGUGUGAGACUAACUGAGAAAAGUUCACUUUUUUUUUCAACCUCAGUGCAAAAUGACAUUGAAACGAACACUGCAUGGCUGAUCAUCAGCCCUUCGGUCAAAACUGCAUCAAAACAGGCAUGACUCUGUAUUGGAAAUCACUGCAUGUGGUUAAAACCAUUGUCAACAGUUUUCACAGAAUCCUCAUUAGUAGGUUAAAACUUGGAAACCAUGAACUAACAUUAACAUUAACAGAAAACGCUGGCGAUCCCAGGUACCUCUAUAUGGAUUGAGACAAAGUGGAAAACUGUCUAGUGGUCCAAAAAUUCAAAACUCAAAAUUCAUUUUAGACAUUGUGGACUUUUUAGCGCAACAUAUGCAGCCAUCGAAGUAAUGCCUUUUCAAGUGAGACCUUACAUAGAAGGACAAUACCAAACCACAUCCUGCGUAUAUAACAACAGCAUGGCUCUAUAGUAAAACGGUCCAAGUGCUUAACUGGCCUACCUACAGUGCCGACUUAUUACCCACUGAAAACAUUUGGCCCAUGACACAAAAAAUAUGACUAAGUAGAAACAAUUGAGCAGCUGAAAUCCUUUAUAAAGCAAGAAUAGGACAACAGUUAGCUUUACUCCAGAAACUGGUUGUAGUCCAAAAUGUUGAAAUAGUGCCAUUAAAAGAAGAAAUUGUGCAACACAACAAUAAGCAUGUCUCAACCGUAUCUGAUUGCCGGCACCGAAUUUAAAAUGAGCACAUUUUUUACCUUUUCUGCAUUUAAUAUGUUGUCUUUUCAUUUUCCCAGUCAAAUUUCUUUCAAACCAUUAAUAACUGUUUUAUUCAUGUUUUAUUUAGCUCCCCAACUCUUAUGAAAUUGUUACUGUACAAUAUCAACACACUUCACAAAAGGCUCAUGGGAACCUGACUCCAACACCAUUCCUCUUUUACUCUAAAUGGUGGUUUUAGACCAACUGACGAAGUUGCCAUGGCAGAGUGAAUUUCCUUGAAUGACUGAUUAAUUAUAUACCAUGAAGGCAAACAGAUCGACUGUCUAAAAAGUUCACUGAUUCAUUCUAUCUCUUUUUCUCCGUAGUGUAUCAGUGCUGAUCUUCAACACCACCUCACACUGUUUUGUGCUUGUGAAGCAGUUCCGUCCAGGUAAGUUUUCUCUGUUUAAACCAACUUUUCAACUGAUUUGACUGUGUAGCCAGCUUGUUUCAUUUUCCUCUUGUCACCUUGUUAGAUCUAGAUUGUUAUAUAUAUCCUGUGUGCACUUUCACUGGAAAAGCUCUGAGUUACAUUCUCUAUUUAUUCUACUGGAUCUUAGCAACAAUGCAGACUCAUAAAUAGAGCACAAGAGGCCCUGUUACAAAGCAGUCCAGCCUCCUUUGUUAGAAGUCGCCAGGGUUUGUUCCACACCACAAUGUGCUAAAUUCAAGGAAGUCUGGGCAUUGAUAUAUUUAUUUCCUCUUCUCUCUCUUUGCUGUUGGGGAUAAAAAAGUCUUUAUCUUAAAGUCAUCAGUUUGUCUAUAAAUAAGAGCAACUCUUUUUUUUUCUCAAAGCAGGAGUGAACCAUGUAUUUACCCACUGUUUAACAUCAGACAAUAAGUGUUUGAAAGUGUUUGGGAUUGAGCGAGAGAUUUAAUGAACAUAUUUGUAGUAAACAUAGAAACUCAAAACAUUUUGUUGAUUUAGUGUGGCCUGGGCAGAAGCACUCUUUGUUUAAACUCCUGUGAGCUGUUUGGCUCGAGCUAUUGAUGCUUUUACAUGGCCGAUCAGCGAGAAGACUGAUUAUUUCAGUGCUGUUUUUUACAAGCCUGUCGACCCUGAUGAGCAUACAUGUCAGACAAGGAGAUUACAGCACACCGUAAACCCAGUUUACACAACAUAGGGCUCACCAAAUACAACAGUGUCAAAGUUCCUCACAGGAGCUUUAAAAUUUCUCCAUGUAGUAAGCAAUUCAAAUGAAAUUCCUGCGAGGCACUGGUAUUCAUUCAAAUAAUCCACACAUGAAAAGAAAUCACAACGUUCAAGUCCAUAAAUAAUGAUUAUGUGGAAUUAAGUGCACUAACACAGGGAAAAAGUAUUGAACACACCAUGGAAAGGCUGUAUACUUUGGCAAGGAAAUGCGCCACACCACCUGAAAUCUGUCAGUAAUUAUUAUUUGUACAUCCAAUCAGUGCAAACCAACAUCAGCUGGGUUAGAGCAAAUUGAUGGUCCCAUAAACAGGUCGUUUUGUCACUAAGAGGUCAAACAAGACACAUCUCAUGAUGGGUAAAGGCAAAGAGCUCUCUGAAGACAUUCGCAACCUGAUUGUUGCUCAGCAUCAGAAUGGAACUGGUUACAGACUUAUAUCAAAGCACCUGAAUAUUCCAGUCAGCACCGUUGGGGCUAUUAUCCGCAAGUGGAAGAAGCACCACCUUACCAUCAACAGGCCAUGCUCAGGAGCUCCUCGCAAGAUUUCUGACCAGGGAGUAUGAAAGAUGGUCAGAAGAGUACUCAACGAGCGAAGGACCACCCUGAAAGCACUCCAGAAAGACUUGGAGGCAGCAGGUACAAUUGUUACAUGCUCUCCACCGCCAUGGCCUCUAUGGACGCUCAGCCUGCAAGACUCCAUUCCUCAAGAAAAAGCAUGUUGAAGCUCAUUUAAAGUUUGCUAAACAGCAUCUUGACAAGCCUGUAGAAUACUGGGAGAAUGUUGUCUGGUCAGACGAGACCAAAAUUAAACUUUUUGGCUGUCAUACUACACACCAUGUUUGGAGAAGAAAUUGCACUGCACAUCACCCAAAAAACACGAUACCAACAGUGAAGUUUGGAGGUGGAAGCAUCAUGGCAUGGGGUUGUUUCUCAUCUCGUGGUAUUGGCAAACUUCAUAUAAUUGAAGGAGCAAUGAAUGGAGCCAUGUAUCAGGAAAUUCUUGAUACGAACCUGCGGCCAUCCACCAGGAUGAUGAAGAUGAGACCUGCCUGGUACUUCCAGCAGGUCAAAGAUCCAAAGCACACGGCAAAGUUAACUCUCAAAUGGUUUCAAGAAAAGAAAAUUAAUCUGUUGAAAUGGCCCAAUCUGUAACGGGUAUUGACUGGACCCAAUUGCAGCACAAACAAGCAGGUUCACUUUAACAACAGUCUUUAUUGAACACCAAAUCCAAUGUAGCAGCAGAGUAUAGCAGGUGGGUAUGGCAGGAUUCGAACUCGGGUCUUCCGGGUGAUAGGCGAGCAGAUUAGCAGUGGACCACAGGUCAGGCAAGAGUUUUGAACUCGUGAGCAGGGAAUUGUCCACAGUCUUAAUUUGCUCUACGAGUGUAGUGAAGGGGAAAACGCUCAACUCACAGCUGGAGGAAGAUUUCUUGGAGAGUGGUUCAGGUGAGGACUGGGUGAGGAUCCAGAGCUUGCAGAGGAGCUGGCAGAACCAACGUCGGCAGAGGAGGUGAGUUGGCGAGGUGAAGCUGACGAGAAGGGGGAUCUCAACAGAGCAGGAACAGGCUGAGUGGCAUUCAGCUGCAGGCAGACGAAUAGCAGGAACCAGGCAGGCAAAGCUCGUAGUCAAGGACAGAAGGCAGGUAGGUUUACCGGGGCUGAGGCAAGAAGCAAAGGUCAGGGGCAGAUCAGGUCGAUACCAGGUAAGCAGUCCGAGGAUAAACGCUGGAGAGUCAGGCAUGAGAGCAAAGACAAUCUGGCAAAGAGUGAGGGGAAAGAAGCUGCAUAUAUACUGGCCUGAUUGGAGAUGAUGAGCAGGUGAGAGCAGCAGGUGGAAGCAGUUAGCUGAUGAGGGGUGUGGCUGAGCAGCAGAGCAGGAGAGGGCAGAGCAGACUGUUACACCAAUCAAUCUCCUGACUUAAAUCCAAUUGAACAUUUGUGGAAGGAACUGAAGAAAAGGGUUCACCAAAGGGCACCAAAAGACAUUCAAGAUUUAAAGACAAUAUGUCUGGAGGAGUGGGCCAAAAUCACAUCAGAGCAGUGUGGACGAUUAGUUAAAACAUGCUAGAAGCGUCUGGAAGCUGUCAUUGCAAACAAAGGCUUCUCCACUAAGUAUUAAAUAGUGUGUUCAAUACUUUUUUCCUUUGUUAUUGCACUUAAUUCCAUAUAAUCAUUAUUUAUGGACUCAAAUGUUGAGAUUUCUUUUCAUGUGUGGAUUAUUUGAGUUAAUACUAAUGUCUGGUUGUGCAUACUCGUUGAUUUGUGAUAUCGCCACCCUAUUAAAAUAAUGGCCUAAGUCAUUUUUUGAUGGAAAUGAGUUUUUGAAAGAAUUGUGCCAUGAUCCUUUCAACUAAGGAUGUAGGCAAUUUUAACAGAGAUGGCCAGCAUUAUGAAGAGGUGUUUUAGACCAAAAACUCAUUUUCGUCAAAAAUGACUUAGGCCAUUAUUUUAAUAGGGUGACGAUAUGCUAGUUUAACCUUGCAGAGUUUGCACUGCACUUCAUUUUUGUUUAUUUUUUUAAGGAGCUCCACACAGAGCCUUUUCAUGUCUGUUUUGGUCCCUGCAUGUCUCUACUGUUUGUAUGAUAUGCAGCAUUAACUGGCGCGACAUAUAGAAUUAUCCUGUUACUUCAAGGUUCUGGUAAAAGGCUUUUUUUGUUGUUGUUGUUAAAAAAAUAAAAAUAAACCAUUGUUGCAUGAACAUUCGGUUUUUUAAAUGAAUCUAAUAGAUAGAUAGAUAGAUAGAUAGGUAGAUAGAUAGAUAGAUAGAUAGAUAGAUAGAUAGAUAGAUAGAUAGAUAGAUAGAUAGAUAGAUAGAUAGAUAGAUAGAUUAAAACUGGUCUAACACACAAACACAAACACACCACAGGAACAGCUUUCCUCUCUUUGUACACACAACAUGCCAUCCAUGUGUAGAAAAGCUCAGAAGGUGAUGUAGAGCUCUGCAAAGAUCCAGAAGUAAGAAUGACAUUGGCAGCAAGCAGCUGCACAUACUCUAAGUUAUAAAACAGCAGUAUCAGCAGUUUCACAUGCACCACAGCACAUUGCAUCAAAAUUAAUGCAUUAACAGGAGAGUGGUAGUGAAGGGCCUGACUGUCAGUCUCUGAUCUCCAGCAGAGCAUGUGUCAAGCACUGCAAGGCAUCAAACAUGAGGGCAGAGAGUGAUAAGAGACCAUCUAACCCAUUAGUAUGCUGCAAUAAUAUCAGGAUGAAAAAUAAAAAUGUCAAAUUGUAUACUUAAGCAGGCCACCGAAGUAUUGUCUAUGUGUGGGAAACACUGUCAAGUUAACCAAGCCCCCAUUUUUGCUUUCUCAGUCUUCUUAAAGCAGUUUGAAGAAAACAUCUAUAUUUUUUUUCAGUACACAAAAAGAGCAUAAAAAUACAUGGAGAAAAAAUUCUUCUACUCUCAUCAACAGUUUAAUGUGACUUUCUCUCUUGCCAACCUUCAGCUGUAUACAUGUGUGAGUGGGAAAAGUCCAAGACACAGCCAGCGCAGUCUGCUGAACAAACCGAGGAGGGCUCAGCUGAAGCCGCAGCUCCAGCCUCUGAGUCUCAGGAGGGCCAGUCAGCCUCAGAGGGCGACAGCUCCUCUAAGUGGCCCCCAGCUUCUGCAGGGGUCACCUACGAGCUCUGCGCUGGCAUUGUGGACAAACCUGACCUCUCCCUGGAGGAGAUUGCCCGACAGGAGGUGCUGGAGGAGUGUGGUUAUGAUGUGCCUGCUGCUAAACUGAAGAGGAUUACCUCAUACAGGUGAGCUGAUUGCAUAGCGGUGUAUCAUGCUUCACUAAGUUUGAAAAACUGUCUGUAAUCAAACUUAAUACAGGUCUUAAUUUCUGUUCUACCGCUUGUUAAUGCACACACACAACACAAAAGAGUUUUAGCACAAUGCUCUUAAUUAUCUGGACUCCCUCUAGAUUUCCAGUCCCUUAACAAUUAAUCUCUGUUGUCCUAUAUGGUAUCACUUCAUGAACCUCCUUGAGCUAUGUUCACUCAGUGAUAACCUACAUUUGCAGCUUCAACUUAAGCAGAUCCAGGCAUCAUUAAAACGCUUCUUUUUUAAAGGGUUAUUCCACCUUUGUUCUAACACAAUUCAAAUACUCCCCUUAAUUGCUUGAAGGAAUGUAGAAACACAGCAUUUCUUUUGGGACAAGACCAAGCUCAGUGUCUCCUCUCCAAUCACAGCAACGAUAUCAAAGAAAACAUUUGUCAGCUGACGCCAAGGUGCACAGAGAUCAGAAGACAGUGAGAUCAGGUUCCCAAAUGGAGACUUUAUCUGUUUCAAUGCAAAGUGUGUGUUCUCCAGAUCAAGAUCUGAAAAUGUCAGCUUAACUUGGAGAUGGACGUAACCUAAUAAGAAUUCUCUUAAUGACAAGAGACUGGCCAGUGAAGGAGCAGGACAGAUGCAUCAGUGCAGCCAUCCAUCUUUGUCAGCGUAGUAUUAAUGCUGUCCCUCGUUAACCUGCAGCACCUGGACAACAGUGACGGACAUGUCUCAUGAGUCUGCUUUUGAUUUGACUGGAACACUUCCUCUGGCUCUGUUGGUGUUGUCUAUGAAGACUGUUAUGUGUUGGCUGCUUGUAUUAAAUUCACAGGUUUUCUUUUAACCCUCAUGACCCGUAUGGGGUUGUAUCUGACAGAAGCUCAUUGAGUAGUAAGUUCUGUGCCAACAGCAGGUAACCUGAGGUGUUAAAAUGCCACAAAUUCUUAUUCACAGGGAUUUCUCUUGUGCUGUUUAAAAUGUCAUUAAGAUAUUUUAAACUUAUUAUAUCACCUGGAUUUCUCUGUCAUUGUCUCACAGGUCAGGCGUAGGUGUAACAGGCGCCAAGCAGACCAUGUUUUACGCUGAGGUGUCUGACGACAACUGUGUGAGUGCAGGCGGAGGUGAGCCCAAAGAGGGGGAGCUUAUCGAGGUGGUCAAAGUCCCGUUGCACGAGGCCAUGACGUUUGCCUACGACGAGCGUAUACCCAAAACCAUGGGUGUCAUUUUUAGUUUCAUCUGGUUCCAUAAUAACAUGUCUCCCAAGUACAAGAUCUCCACUAAUGUGUAACUAGUAUUUGUCAACUAUCUUUAUACGGUUUAUUCAAAUUGAAUCAAACACUGGCCCAACACAUAGUCCACUCUCCCUUUCAUCGCUCUUCAUUCUGUAUUGCCUUUUUUUGCUUAUUUGUACAUGAUGAAAGGAGAGCCCCUUGUCUUGUUGCCAACAGCUUUCUCUAAUUUAAUCGUGUUUACCAUUUCUGUUUAAUGUGGUCUUCAUGUUCCCCUCAAAACCUUUAUGCUAUUGUUAGCUGUCACUCACAUAUUGUCUCUUUUUGUUUCCUCUUAAGUCAUUUACUGUGCCAUCUGUUAUAAAUGGCUGCAUAUCACUGAUUUCAUCUGCCUGCCCUUGAUUAAAGGAAUACUCCACUGUUUUAAGGAUAGUGAACGUUUCUUACCUUAAAAACAGCAAACAUACUGGAAAAACACUGGAGAAGAAAUUCUUAACACAAUUGUUUUUAACCAUUCCAACAACACCCAGGACGUAGUGCAAAAUAUUUGGUUAAGCGUGAAGGCACGUGCCUCUAGUUACCAUUGAUCUGCUGACAUUUAAGGAUGCUAAAACUUAAAUUUAAUUCUGACAAAUUCUUUACACAAUAUAUGAACGGUGGCUACCUAUUUUUUACUGGGAAUAUGUUGAAACAUUAAAGUAGAGUUAGAAAAACUCCUGAGUUUAUAUAGUGAUGGAUGGGUUGUCUCAGCCAUCUGUUGCACAAAGUGAAGCCAAAAUACACCCUGUAUGGUGAUUCUUGCAUUGAAGGGAUGCAAGAGUGGAGCUGGGAUACCGAUGUCUGCCAACAAUGGACCUACAUCAUUGUUGUUGAUAAAGACAUCAUCAGAAGUCCCAUCCCUUUUUGUUUCUGAUUCACUAAUGGUCAAGAGUUGUGCAGCAACAGGGCUGUGGCUGAAAACACUGAGCUAUAUUUGGUUUGGAAAAAAAAACAUGCACGACCAGCGGCAAAAAAGCAUCAGUGGACACAGUCCCUUACAACACAAAGAAACAAACUGAAACUAAAAUUCUUUAAAAAAAUCAACACGUUUCCAAAUCAGCUUUAAAACCAUGUUUGUAAAACAUUUCUGUGAUGUGAUUUGGUUUUAGAGAAACAGACAAGUCCUAUCUGUUAAUACAGAGGAUGCAGGCUUAUGAUCAGUAGGGGGAGUACUUUAUGCUUGAUCUUCAUUUUUUUAUCUCGUCCAUUUUUAUACAGACUCCAAAAAGUCCAAACAAAGCAGUGGAGCAUUCCUUUAAGCCAUUAUCCAGUGAUGCAAAAAUGAUGCUCGUCAAUGGUGGGGCCUUGUUAUGAUUGAUGUUUGAUGGGUUUGAAACCACCACUUGUUCAAGCAUGCCUCUGUUUAUUUCUCUGACCCACAGCCUUUAAGCAAUACUCAUAAUAGUAACCCCCCCAGGCUAAAUGACCAUUCGCUAAUAUCAACGAAAACUGUUAGAAAAGCUUCAUAAAGUCCAAACUAUUGGACAAGAUAUCAGAGACUUGAGUCCGCAGUCAUAGUGGACAAAACGAUCAUAAUGUAUUAAUGUCCAAGAAAAGAGUACGUAAGGGGCUUCGUGAGUGUGUGUCUGUGUGUGUAUGUGUUCGUUCAUAAGCACAAUCCUGCAGUCUGCUUGACAAUAACAGCAAGCUGUCCUGUAACAUGUUAGUGAAUCCUGACACCCUUUAGAAAUAGAGUUUUAAAUUAAUGUCUAUUUCCUUCACGUAUUAUUUCUCAGAUUAGAAUUACAGUAGAUCCAACAUAAUCUAAAUCCUCUAGAAGGUUCAUUUCACACACAGGUGUAGGAGCACAUUUAAAAGGACUGGAACCAUCGGAACAAUUGCCUUUGAUCAUAGCUCAUGUUAGAGAUUCUCUGUAGUAAAAACGCAUAAACCUGAUCUCACAAAGUGAAUCUCAGCAGCAGUUUGCCAAAAUCUCAGGUCCAAAUAGUCAAACUGUUGGUCAUAUUCAGGGUGGACCUCUGGAUGUGAUAACAACCAGCAUGUUAUGUAUUACAUAUUAACUAUAUAUCAAAAUCUCUUGCAGCUUACGGCAACAAAGUUUUUACUUUUCUUAUGCUAGUUUUUUUUAAUUCAAAAAGGGCUGGUAAUCACAUAUGAAGUAAUGUAUAAAAAAUUAAGACAUUCCCCACAUUGUGUUGAGAAUAUGCAAGCUCUGACAGUAGUUACAGCUAAGUUCAAACAGCUCGAACAUCUCAUUAUUCACACAUUAACUCAAGUAAAUAGGAGCUCUCAAGUGCAGUCGCAUCGUCUGUAAAUUGGAAGAUGUGCGAAAUGCACUAAUCAUGAAAUUGAAAAUGUAAAUUAGGAAAAAUAUUCACCUGAACAUCUCUGUGGUUUGUUGACGACAUUACAGAAUGAAAAGAAAUGUAGGUUUUUAUUUGUACUGCUCUGAGUGCGAUGUUGAUAAAAAAUCAAAAAGUAAAAUCACAGGUCUCAUUUGUGUGAUGUGUUCAUUGAGGGAUUUUUAAGUCUGAGCAACAGCUGACAAUCAGAUGUCUUCACUUAUUUUCUUAUAACCUUGGACUCUUUUGGGAGUUUCUUCAUGCGGUGUGUGUCCUUGUUCCCUCUCAGAUUCACAGCCGUCCUCUUAGACAAACUGUAUAUCUCAUUUUUAAGCUUCUCAAAACUUUUGUGUGGUGCCGCUCGAUACUUCGCUCAUUUCUGUGCAAACAAACUAAGAAAGGAGAAUUUUAAAAUGUUUGGUUUCAAACAGUCAAAUAUUUGGGGUUUGUUUCCACCCACUCUCUGUAGGAGUAUAUGCAGAAUCCUUAAGCCAUAUUUACACCCAGUCACUGAGCUUGUUUGUCCUUCUGUUCAUCAAGGAUCAUUCCUCAAUCUAAGACUGUAUAGUUUGCUGGAACACUUAAACCAAUUUUAUGUUGAUUUUGGAAAUAGAAACAUAACUUUCUUUUGCUAUAUUGAUACAGUGGCUGCAGCUGAAUAACAGAAUGGGUUUAGUGUAAAUCCCACCUGCUGUGCUUGGAGUGGUUUUAACUGAUUAGACCAUCAGAUUUGUCAAACUGUUAAAUUUGGGUCGGAUUAAAAAUAUUUUUUAUUGGCUGAGGUUUUCCUUAUAUUGUUUGUUCUUUCGAGACCAUGCAAACAGGUGAACUGAAAAAAAAAAACGUUUUGCAUUCAAAAGUCAUAGGUGCAUGAAAUUUUGGGUUGACUUUAUGUAAAGAUGGGUGACAUGACUCCAACUCCUGUUGAACAAAAAUCAAGUAAAAAUCAUGCUUGGGGCACUGAUUUACUGUGUUUUUGAACAUGAAUCAGUGUAAAAACUUGCUGCUAUGAUACAAGUAGUGUUUGAUAAAUGUACUUGAGUUUUAUAGUUUGACCCAUGUUCCAUCUGUUUCCAUGGACGAGGCAGACUUUACUGCAGUAAGCCAGUAGGGGUUUUGACUUAACUAUUUAUGUGCUGUCAUGUUGCCCAUCUUUAUGGACAAUCUGCAAUGAAAGUUUUUAUAAAGGACUCUUUUAAAUGUGGAUAUCAAAAACUUGAAUGCUCACAGCUAGCACCUUGUUACAACAGUAGUUUAACCCUGCCCAAACACAACAGUAAUAAAAAUUAAGCUCAGUGGGAUAAAACAUUGGCUUUUAAACCUACCCCUGUUUUGCAGACUGAAGCAAGAAUUUUUUUUUCAAUUGAUUCUUUCAAAGUAGCAUCAAGACUUGAUAGAUGUUUGAUUUGAAUCUGGAUUCCAUAACUCAGAUGCUUCGAACAAUUUAUCUCCUUUGAAAAGUUUGAUAUUAGCACACUUAAAAAAAAUUUAGAGCACAGCUUGAAACCACUGAAUGAAAUCUGGAGGACAUUGUUAAUGUUAUUUCCUUGUGUAUCAGGCAAAGUAAAUUAUUAGAACACACACUCUACCACAGUUUGAAUUUCUGAUUGUCUUUGAAUUUUUACCUUUUCAUCAUUGGAUUAAUGACCGUUUCCUCUCAACCUUUUAUUUUUUCCCUUUCUCUUCCUCUAUGUGACAAUCUUAUCUUUAGUGUUCAGUUGAACGAGGCCUGAGUGGAUCUCACCACUCGCUGAGUGUUCAGAUACUCACAGAAAGAUUCCCAAUGGUGCUCACAGUUUGUCAUUGUUUUGUGGUCAUUUUUUAUCUUGGAAUGACUCAUUGAAACGGUUAAGUGUAUCUCACAUUUAGAAAGGGGUUAACCACAUUGACUUUUAUGCUGAAAAAAAAAAUGGUAAAAAGAAACACGCUUUGUGUUUUCAAGAAAUCUGUCUUUGCUGGAACAAAGCAAACCUCUCCUGAUUUGACUUGGCGAUGAUACAUUUUGACACAUAAAGCCAUUUUUAUGCCAGUCUGUAACUUCCUAUCAAAAGUGUGUGACUUUGUUUUCACAAAUAUUAUCUUUCUCCAAAACAAAGCAAAAACAUGGUGUUAUUUUUUCAUUGGCUUUUCAUUGUGGGUGGCAUCAACCAGCAGGCCAGCACCAUCAUGUGUUCCUUGAUAAGAUAAGAAGAACUUUAUUGAUCCCCAAAAGGGAAGUUCAAUAUCUUUACUACAACUAUUAUCUGCAGUACAAAUUGACAGAUACAGAUAUAGAUGUAGAUACAGAAAAAGACACAAAGAUAGACAGGAAUGGUAAUACUGAUACUAUGAUCAACACAAAUACAGAUGCAUAUACAGAUACUGAUAAUUAAACCAAUAAUGAAGCUGAUACUGGUACAAUACAGAUACUUACACAGAUAGGCACAGUGUCAUCACAGUGUCAUCACACAGUGAUACCAAUACUGUUAGCCAUACCGAUACAGAUUCUCAGACAGAUAUUGAUAAAGAUACAGGUAGUGAUACUACACUAUUACCAAUACAACAUCAAUACAGAUACAGACUCCAGUACUGCUUGGGAUACAGAUAGAAAUAUAGAUACAGGUAGUCAUACAGAUAGCGAUGGUUAUACUGAUGCUGUUAUAAAUACAGAUACAGACAUCGAUAGUGACAGUGAUUUUUAUACCAAGACAGUGAUUGACACUGAUGCAGAUACUGAGAUGGGAACAAAAUUAAAUAGCGAUUCUGAUACUAUUACCAGUACAGAUACAGACUGAAAUACAGCUGCCAAUAGUGAUGCUGAUACCAAUACCAAUACAGACAUGGCCACCAAUACCAAUACAUACACAGAUACUGAUACUAAUAGAGAGCCAAUUAGCGCUACUGAUACUUUUACCAAUAACAAUACAGAUUCAGAUGUCAACACAGAUACAGGAAGUGAUACCGAUUCUAAUAUCAACACCAAUACAGAUAUAGACAUCAAUAAAAGUGCAGGGUGUUUGGGCGACAUACUGACACAUUAAAAUCUAAGAGACAUUUUCUCCUCAGAAUAUCAACAUGUGUGGUAAUUAUUCUUUUACUUUGCUAGGAGCCUGGACUUCCCCUCUACCACAAAAGUCAACACACUUUUGACAGUCACAAGUUAAGGUACAGACUGUGCAACUGUUAAGCCAUAUGCUUCUUCUAUUUAGAACAAAUAUCUGAGUGAAAUCAACAGUUGAAAAAAAUUCAUUAUUGCUUAUGCUGGAAGUGAACCAUGAGCCCAGCACUGGACAUUUCUACCUCCAUCACUCAGGCACAUCAGGAGAAUAUUUGGUGUCCGUUUGCUUUCCUCUGAGACGCUGACGUAUCAAGUUAUCAGCAUGUCAGAAAUGUCAAAACUCAGAGGUUCUUCUUAAAUCAUUGGUAUCAGACUCUUAGUGAUGUACCCCCAUGGCUAUGCUGUAGUUUCUUCUUCAGAUGUGAUUGUUUUCCGUUUUCUUCUGUUCAGGGUUUGUGCACUGUUUAAAGGAUUUUCUUACUGUAUUUUUAUGAGCUGAGCAAACGUGAAUCAUGAACAUGUUUUUAAAGGUGCUAUGUGUAGUAUUCUCUCAUUAAAAACGGUGUUAUACUGUUAAAUAUAACUUGGUGAUCUACUCUAUAAUCAUUUCUUUCUUGAUUAUUCUCAGAUUCCUUAUGUGCUUGUGAGUCCUAGAAAAGGCACUUUUGAUUCUGGGUAAUUUCACUUUUGCUUCUUUAUGCACAACUGGUAGCUGAAUAUUUAGAAGUAACAUGGUAAGAAGUGGAGGGUAAUCAGAAUUUCUGUUAACAGGCAGAUUCAGUGUGACUAUACAGUGUAGCACAUGUGCUAUUCUAUUUGUCAGUGUAAUAUUUAGUGAAAAUCCUACACAUAAUACCUUUAAGUGAAUGAAUUAUUAUAAUUUUUGUCAAGGUAAAGACAAAGAAAUUUGUCUGAUUGUGAUUUUCUUUUUAUUUUUGGUGUCUUACACUAAAAUUUUGUUUUUUAAAAACGUUUUCCGAAAAAAAAAAAACAAACAAACAUGAGCAUCUAAAUUUUAUGACUUUAUCAUGUAUUUCAUGCUUUAUUAAAGGUGUAUACUCAUUGUGGGCAGUGUUUUCAGUAAUGUUUUGAUUUUGUUAAUUUAUUACCCAAUGUUGGAAUAUUUAACUUUUAAAACAUGACACUUGGUACAAACAAACAAUAUAUAUUUAAAUAUGAUACUUUGCAUGUGCACUAACUGUGUUGGAUUAAACUGCAUUAAGUUGAAUAAAAUGGGUUUAAUACCCAAAAUAUCA